Messenger RNA from Ricinus communis (castor bean), 1241 nucleotides. RefSeq lists its product as uncharacterized. The transcript has 6 exons. Lineage: Eukaryota; Viridiplantae; Streptophyta; Magnoliopsida; Malpighiales; Euphorbiaceae. The record is from RefSeq and is a predicted model, not a curated record. The coding region runs from base 301 to 1032 and encodes 243 amino acids.
AAAAGCCAUCUCUUCUCUGCAGACAGCAAAUGCAACAACACUCAACCAAACAUUUUUUUUUUUGGGUUCGAAAAGGAAAACACAUGUGGAAUCCCAAUAAUAAUAAUAAUAAUAAUAAUAAUAAUUCUAUAUCAUCUGCUGCCAAACAGUUUCUAGGAUCCCCAAACUCUAAAUUCUUUAUGGAUCAGGAAUUUAAUUUCUAGGGUUUUUCAUUACCCUAAAAUAUAUUUAUUUUUAAUUAAAAAAUAAUAAAAGAAAGAAAGGAUUUCAAGAGCAGAGGAAUAUUUGAAAUUCCUGGCCAUGGAAAUCGAGGUGUCGAGAAGCACUUCAAAUCUGACAGAUUUAGAAGAGAGGAAUAAUAAAGAUACGGUUCGCGUUACACGGAAAACCUUGAAGACGGUUCUCGAGCAGUGCCAACGAGCUCUCCAAUUGCUCAGUGAUACUGAUGUUCUCGACGAUGACGACGACGACGAUGACGACGGAGCUGACUGCAGCGCUAAGCUGGAAGACUCGAGUCGGGAGACAUUAGUUGCGUCCCCAGUCGAUCGAGAAGCCUAUGAGUUAUGUGACCUUCUCAAAUCUAGAGUUGAAUGUGCUGACUUCCUUCAAAAGCUAGAAUGUGCUCAAGUGUCAGUUCCACAAAAUAUUGCUGAAGAAGGUAGCUCCUGGGACAUGGUCAAUGAAAAUGAUCUUUGGGAAUUUGAAAAUGUCGAUUCAGAUCAAGAAGAUUAUGUUCUUGUUCGGCAAGAAGACAUAGUAGAGGGCAUUGCAUGCUUCAUGGCUGCCUAUUUGUUGUCUGUUAAACAGACUAAGGACUUGACUCCUAAUCAACUUCAGGAAGCCCUUAGCAAGACAUUUUCUGUAAAAAAGAAAAAAGGGAAACUUCGGAAGGCAUGGGAUGGAAGCAAAGUAAUCUAUAAUGUAGCAUCCUGGGGGGCAACUGCCAUUGGGAUCUACCAAAACCCGGUUAUUCUUAGGGCUGCUUCUAAAGCAUUCUGGACUUCUUGUCAUGUUAUAUCAAAGCUUCUCUGAUGUGUGGGUUGUUACUUGGGGCGUGCUCUGGUAUUGGGAUUCACUGUUGUAUUGGUGAGUGUACUGCCAAUGCAGUGGGUGUUUCUUUUGUUGUAUUCCAUUCUUAUCGUGUUACGAUUUGAUUGAUUACUCCAUCGUGAUUUAAUCUUGUAAAUAUUUUUCUUCUUUAAGUAUUUCCCAUGUGCAAUUCCAAUUCAUCUUUUUCUUUU